Trichoderma breve is the source of this 1224-nucleotide messenger RNA. RefSeq names its product fungal specific transcription factor domain-containing protein. The transcript is spliced from 4 exons. Gene Ontology annotation, biological process: DNA-templated transcription. Bases 1 to 1224 code for a protein of 407 amino acids. The record is from RefSeq and is a predicted model, not a curated record. Gene Ontology annotation, molecular function: DNA binding; zinc ion binding. NCBI's taxonomy places the organism in Eukaryota, Fungi, Ascomycota, Sordariomycetes, Hypocreales, Hypocreaceae.
AUGCCGAACAGCUCCGAUGGUGACCCCGGCGUCAGCACAACACUCCGUAUCACCAGAUCUAUAAUGACAGCGGAACCUAUUGCCCACGAACAUGAUGAAGGUUCUCCUCAACCUGGAGUCUCUCACAGAACGGCGGAUGCAGAAUAUGCAAGGCAGAAUUUAGUGGAAUUCUUCAGCCAGAACCUCCUAGAGAAGCCUAUACAAACACGCCUUACCUAUAUCGGGAAUGACCUAUCUACCCUUGGUUAUCUUGUUCGCCAGCAGUCGACAAACCAGCGUGUUCAUCACUAUCCUUCUUCGAACAGCUACGCACCACGCAUACCCGGGUUACAAGGCGUCCCGGCGCCCAACCUGAUUCCCAAAGAUGCGUUCGUUCUUCCACCCAAGAGCGUCUCCGAUAUUCUGAUAGGGGCCUACUUUGAACAUAUUCAUGGCCUUUUCCCAAUCAUUGAUCGAGAAGAGUUCCUCGCCCAGUAUGAAGCUCCGACUUCAGCACCACCACUGCUUCUGUUUCAUGCAAUAUGUCUAGCAGGGAGCCAUGCGGCGUCUACGCUUGACAACACUCAAGAACUGAAAAGUGCUUUUUUUCGUCGUGCAAAAGCGCUGUUCGAUGGGCGAUAUGAGGAAGACCGGAUGCACAUGGUACAAGCGGCCCUGCUCUUGACCUGGUUUUCCGAUGGCGGCGACGAUGUGUGCACAAAUGCCUGGUACUGGAUCGGAGUUGCAACACGUAUUGCUCUCGGCCUGGGCAUGCACCGAGAUGUUGGCCCUAGCAAGAUGCUGGAACGAGACAAGAGAACUUGGAGGAAGAUCUGGUGGUGUUUAGUCCAAUUCGAUGUACUCGUGUCUCUAUGUUACGGUCGGCCGCAGACCAUCAAUCUAGAUGACUGUGAUACACCACCUCUUGGCGCAGAAGAUUUCGAUGCCUCUACCAGUGAGGACGAAGCAAGCUUUUGCAUCCACCAUGCGAAGCUCUGCGCAGAUAUAUCCUUUUUACUCAGGACUCACUUUUCCCUCAAAACCCAGAAAUCUCCCAGCAACUGGAGUGCCUCUCUCCAAGCUUUGGAUCUCAAGCUCGCCGAAUGGCUCCUUAGUCUACCCUCUGCGCUACGCGACCGUAGCCAGCCAACAAGCGUGUACAAGGCAAUGCUAUUCCUCACAUACGAAACUACCUUGUGCACUAUUCACGGCUCUUGUCCAAGUUCAAGCUCAACUACGGAGUGA